Molecule: messenger RNA, 1787 nt
Organism: Helianthus annuus (common sunflower)
Lineage: Eukaryota; Viridiplantae; Streptophyta; Magnoliopsida; Asterales; Asteraceae
Product: (R)-mandelonitrile lyase 1
Exons: 2
Coding region: 272-1639 (455 amino acids)
Molecular function (GO): flavin adenine dinucleotide binding; oxidoreductase activity, acting on CH-OH group of donors
Source: RefSeq, a predicted model, not a curated record
AACACUGUGUCUAGCUAAACGAAUUCGCAGGUUCAACCCCUAACCCCUUAAAGAACAUUCAUUGUCUAUAGCAUAUGCAGAUGAUAGUUACCUUGGUUUCACACACGAAGCCACUGAUUUUACUCCGGAGGAAGCAUACGAUUACAUUAUCGUUGGAGGAGGGACCGCAGGUUGCCCAUUAGCCGCCACUUUAUCAGAAAAGUAUUCUGUAUUACUGCUUGAGCGAGGUGGUGUAGCCAGUUCGGACCCUAACAUCGUGUACGAAGACAGAAUGUUGAACCCCAUCUUAUAUACAAACCCCUUUGAUUCCCCUGCUCAAAGCUUUAUCACUGAAGAUGGUGUAUUAAACUUUAGAGGGAGGGUUCUGGGAGGUACUAGCAUGAUAAAUUUCGGGUUUUAUUCCCGAGGUGAUGAUUACUUUUACCAAAACUCGGGUAUUGAAUGGGACAUGAGUGCUGUUAAUAGCGCGUAUGAGUGGGUAGAAAAUAGUAUUGUUACUCGUACAGAUCAUUUGCGUAGGUGGCAAGCAUCUACGUAUAACGCGUUCGUAGAAGCUGGAGUUGGUCCGGGGAAUGGGUUCAUCCUGGACCAUGUUCAAGGUACCAAGAUUGGUGGUUCGACAUUUGAUGAUUCCGGGAUACGACAUGGUGCGGUGGAGCUACUCAGUAAAGCUAACCCUGAUAAUUUAAAGGUAGUAGUGCAUGCAAUUGUGGAUCGGGUCAUCUUCUCCACUUCUGAACCUUUAGCUGCAACUGGCGUUAGAUACCAUGAUUCCAAUGGAACACGUCACGAAGUGCAUGUAAGAACAGGCGGAGAAGUAAUUUUGAGUGCCGGAGCUAUUGGGAGUCCACAACUUUUGCUACUAAGUGGAUUAGGGCCAAAUUCGUCCCUCUUGUCUCUAAAUAUUCCAGUUGUUCGGGACCAUCCAUUUGUCGGACAAUUUAUGGCUGAUAAUCCUCGUAAUAGCAUUAAUCUUUUGGUGCCCGUUAGAUUAACUGAUGUAGGAGUUCGUGUAGCCGGGAUCACAAACAGUGGCCCAUAUGUGGAGUCUCUUGCAAUUCCGCGAGUUACAUCUCUCAUACCUUUCAUUCCUAACUUAAACUUGAUUCCACCAGCAAACUUAAGUGUGGUAGUAUUUGGAGGAAAGGUCUCGAGACCAAAAUCAACUGGCUCGCUGAAUCUAAUAUCGUCUUUUGAUGUCACAGUUGGCCCAAGAGUUCGGUUUAAUUAUUACUCUAACACUGCAGACCUACUCCAAUGCCGCAAUAUUGUUGAUGUAUUUAGGAACGUUUUGGAAACUCAAGCUAUGGAAGAAUAUAAGUUUCCCAGCAUCAUUGGUCCUAGGCGCUUCAGUUAUAUUGGUCCAUCAAUACCCACCGAUUCCUCUGAUGAAGAGUCCAUUGCGACUUUCUGUCGUCAAACAUUGGCUACAUUUUGGCAUCACCAUGGCGGAUGCUUGGUAAACAAGGUGGUUGAUAGCCACUUAAAAGUCAUAGGGGUGGAUUCUUUACGAGUUGUGGAUGCUUCUACAUAUUUCAACGCACCAGGAACGAAUCCUCAGGCAACCACUAUGAUGUUAGGCCGAUACAUUGCUGAGAAAAUAGUUAAUGAAAGAGCAGCACAGAACAAUCAUUCUUGAUAUUAAGAUGUGUUACUAGUUGCUAGUUCCAAGAAUAAAUGUAUGUUGUUACAUUUCUAUUUUCCAUUUACUUUUAUUUGUAUUCCUUUAUAAUUCAGCUUUUCAAUGUGAUGAAUGAAAAAAAUCUUCACACUUUCUACCUUACUUA